Messenger RNA from Klebsormidium nitens, 1033 nucleotides. The record is from the annotation of a GenBank genome assembly. Lineage: Eukaryota; Viridiplantae; Streptophyta; Klebsormidiophyceae; Klebsormidiales; Klebsormidiaceae.
UUUACAGUACACUGUACUACCUAGUAGGACUACCUAUGACUCAAAAAAGAUAGCUCAGAAGGCGGCCAGCUGGCUUCAUGGCCGAGCUGGAGAAUUUGAGCGAGCUCUACUUCUUCAAGUCGCUCGUACUUUUUACGUAUUUCUUAGCUGCCCUUGUUUUUGUGACGCUAACGUUUGUGACAGCACCGUAUGGCCGCCAUACCCGCAUCAGUUGGGGGCCACGUAUCAACGCACGGGUUGGCUGGAUGGUCAUGGAGAGCAUCGCGCCUCUAACGUGCAGCCUUGUCUUUUUCAGGGGGGCACACAGUCAAGAAACCUCCCCUCUGCUACUGUACAGCAUGUUUACUGCGCAUUACUUGCAACGGUCAAUAAUCUACCCGCUACGGAUGAGGCCUGGGAAAGGUGGCCGUGAAAUGCCGGUGGUAGUCGCUCUGUUGGCUGGUCUGUACAACACUUGGAAUGGCUACUUGCAAGGGCAGUGGUUGUCACACUUCGGCCACUACCCAAAUGCUUGGGUUUCUGAACCAUGUUUUCUGGCAGGUUUUGCUGUCUUUCUUGGUGGGAUGGCUGUAAACAUCACCAGUGACAACAGCCUUCGGAGACUACGCACUGAUCCAAGCAGUGAGUACAAGAUCCCACAAGGUGGCCUUUUUGAGUUUAUCUCUUGUCCAAACUACUUUGGGGAGAUUGUUGAGUGGUGCGGGUGGGCUAUCGCGACUUGGUCGCAGAGUGGGCUGGCAUUUGCUGUCUUCACCUUUGCGAAUCUGGUACCUCGUGCCAUCUCACACCACCGGUGGUACAAUAGCAAAUUUGAGAAUUACCCUCGGACAAGAUGUGCUGUCAUUCCGUGUUUGUUGUAAGAUGUUGUUGACAUCGCAUGUUGAGGGUCGAAUGCCACGGCAUCAUUGUGUACCGCUCUGGUGCUGGCACUUGCAUGAUCCUGUUAUACACAGUCGUUAGGGUAAUUGCUUGGUACGUAUUGAUGAGAGGGCCAUGACUUUCGAUCUUAGCGGCUCAGUGCACAAAAUCCGAC